AUGUCUGACUCUUCUCGUGGGUCGGGUGCCCAGACCAGUGGCCCAGAGACUUCACUGGGACAAUCGCCAAGUUCCCCGUCCUCUGUGCCCUCUCCGUCCCCAAAUACAACGCCUAGUUCACCUUCACCGCCAUCAGCAUCAUCGCCCUCGCCCUCGCCGUCGUCCGAGUCGCCGCAGCCGCAGCCGCAGCCGCCUGCGACGACAUCGUCAAGUUCCUCCUCGCCGCCGCCAGCACCGGUACCUACCACUCCCUCAUCAUCGCCUUCUAGUACGCCUCAGCCAGAGACAUCAUCACCGUCUCCUACGCCUACUUCUGCGUCUUCGACGUCAAGCACCCCCCCGCCGGCACCAACAACUUCUACUCCCGAGCCUACGAUAUCCAGUUCAACGAUCGUAACUGUUACGCCUGCUUCAUCGACAACUACUAAAGUCGUCGUAAAUACGACAACGCCAACCGCGGGACCGUCGUCUACUUCGGCAAGUGUAUCGGGUAGUUCAACUGCUACGCCUAUCAACCCGGCCGGUGAUGGAAACAGUGGUGGUCUUAGCCAACCAGCCAAGGUUGCGAUUGGAGUAGUUGUACCUAUUGCUGCAAUUGCUUUGUUGGCGCUGGUGGGCUUGUUCUGGUGGCGAAAGAGGCGUGCUCGUCAGGAGUCUGAAGAGGAACGCCGCAAGGAGGUCGAGGACUACUCCUACAAUCCCAAUGCCGACCCUACAAUUCCAGCUGUCGGUCUGGGUACCGAUACUUACGAGAUGCGGGAUGAAGGCGGAUCGGGAUACCGUGGCUGGGGCUCAACUACUGCAGCAGGUUCCAUGGGCCGCAAAACUUCAACCACAAUGUCUGGUGGUAUGACUGCCGGCGCCUUCUCAGAUGGCGGCGGACAUACCCGUGGAAACCCUUCCGAAACCAAAACCGACCCUACCGUGGAUGGCUCCUCGUCUCCAGACGGCGAAAUUAUGGGCGCCAUGGGUCCUUCAGCCGCAAACAAUCGAGGUGGCGAUGUUCACCGUGGCCCAUCAAACGCUUCAUCUUCCUACAGCGCUACAGGUCGAUCUGAGGGCUCCGACGUCGGAAUCUACGCUAAUGGCGGUGGUUAUUAUGACCAGUAUGGCCAGAACCCCUAUGGGGACCAGAGGGCCCAGGAGCUUGGCGGCCAAGCUGUCAUUAGGGAUAACCCAGCGCGACGCAACACUCGUAUCGAGAAUCCGUCACAUUACCCUCAGCAAAGUGCUGGUAUUGCCCAAAACUUCUGA
Molecule: messenger RNA, 1254 nt
Organism: Metarhizium robertsii ARSEF 23
Lineage: Eukaryota; Fungi; Ascomycota; Sordariomycetes; Hypocreales; Clavicipitaceae
Product: transmembrane alpha-helix domain-containing protein
Exons: 1
Coding region: 1-1254 (417 amino acids)
Source: RefSeq, a predicted model, not a curated record